Messenger RNA from Cyclocybe aegerita, 1962 nucleotides. The record is from the annotation of a GenBank genome assembly. Lineage: Eukaryota; Fungi; Basidiomycota; Agaricomycetes; Agaricales; Hemipholiotaceae.
AUGUCCCUUUUCUCUCAGCCUUUUUACGGCCAGCCCCAGUAUGGUGGUCCCAACUAUUCAACGCCUCCACCUCCCGCCCUGUACCCUUACUACCAACAGUCCGCCCUAACAUCAGCACCGCCAGCCGCAGCCAUUCACCACCAUGAUCAUGCUGGCUUUCGGCGGGAUUUUUCAGCGCGUCUCGCCAGUCUAACGUUCAAUUCCAAAGUCGUUAUCCAGGAACUUUCGGUUUUUGCUCAGGACUACCCGCAAUGGGCGGACAUCGUUGCUGAUUGUAUUGCGCAACACAUCAGACAGGUUCCUCCCUGGAUGAAACUCAUCGGCUUCUACCUCUUCGACGCGAUCGCGAAAAACCUGUAUGACACACAUGCUGCGACCUUUGCUUCUAUCGUUGUCCCUCUAUAUUUGGACACUUACUUCCAGGUGGACCCGAGCACGAAGAAUAAGAUGGAAGAAAUGCUCCUUACUUGGCGCACUGCAGGACCUGAUCACACCGAAAUAUUCGGUCCAAAUGUGCAGCACGACCUUCAAACCGCGAUCUGGGGAAACCAAGUUAACCCAUCGAGAGCGCAGGUUCUUGCAGAACUACAAUUUACGCUCGGUCAAAUGGAACGCGCUCUGCAAUCCAAUCCUUACGACAAGACGCCUCUCAGCCAUAUCCAUGUGCUUCAACAAUUACGGAGAUUAGUUGAGCGCGGUGUUUCUCAAGAAGAACUGCGACAAAUCCUUGCUCAACUACGUCAAUUGGCAAGAAGUGCUCUACCGCCGCCUAUACAACGGCCUCCUCUUCGGCCGCCUGUCCCUACCUACUAUGCUCAAUCACCACCCUUCCCGCCACAGGUGCCACCGCAAAUGCCGCCAUACUCUCAACCUCCCCCAGUCAUCAAGACAGAACCUCCUCCGAUGGAACCGCCGAUCUCACAAUCUGUUGCACCACCUGUCAUCGCCCACGACAACAUCGCGAAUCUAUUUUCAAGCCUCGUGAGUGCCGGCCUCAUCUCUGCAAGCGCGACACCAUCAGGAGCGACGCCAACCAAAUCCGAUGAUGCGCCACCUCAAGUAGAAGACGCGAAGGAGGUGAAAGCGACCUCGGUUAGGGAUUAUAGACAGGCUAUUUUGUCAGAGACGAUUAACCUUACCACGGUCGACCUAGCUAGGGCUAAGCCGCGCAUCGUAGAAUUCUUAUACAACAGACAGCCUUCGCAAUGCAGACAGUGUGGACUCCGUUUUCCUGAUACGAAAUCUGGCAAAAAAGACAUGGAAAGCCACCUUGACAUGCACUUCAGGCAAAAUCGGAAAGCUGACCAGAAUGUUGGACGAGGUCACAGCCGGAGCUGGUUCAUCGGUGUUGAGGAUUGGAUACAAGAUAUCUCAGGGGACGGCAAAGGGAAAGGUCGGGCUGAUGGAUCUGGUCCCUUGAAUGCAAAAGCUGCUGCUGCUGCCGAACUAGCUAAGCGUGAUGCAGAUUUGCGAGCUCAAUACGUCGUCGUGCCCCCAGGUGAAGAGGCCCAAGCUGUGUCAUGUCCGAUAUGUAAGGAAACGCUUAAGUCUGAAUUCCUUGAGGACGACGAGGACUGGGUGUGGAAGAACGCAGUGCGGAAAGAUGAUAAGAUCUAUCAUGCAACAUGCCACGCUGAGGCUAUGAUCUCGACGAGCACCCUCGCUGCGAGAAUACGAAAUGAGAAGGCGCAUAGCAGUCGGUCUGCGACACCUGAGAUCCUCGCAGCUCCGAUGACGGGUGUGCGGUCGACACCACCACCACCGUCAAUAACAACACCCAGGAAAAGUGCCUCGAAGUCGCCUCCCCAUGUGUCUCCCGAGUCCAAGGUCGCAGGGGUUAAGCGUAAGAUCGAAGAUCAUGAAGAUACGAAUGAGCAGGAGGAUCCGACGGGUACGCCGCCGUUCAAGAAGAAGACGCUGUCGACGACGACGACAGCCGCUUCAAGCGCAAGUUCGAGUUGA